GACGCCGACGACGCGGUCUCCUCGGCUCGUGCAGGCACGCGAGGUCGCGAGCUUGUCCACACCGAUCUCGGGGAUUUCGGCAUCUUCGGGCUGCAAUGCCUCGGCGGCAGAGCGAUAGCUGUCUGCGCGCGAGGCGUGACCGGGUCUAAGAGGCUUGCGGCUGCGCAGUGAGCCGGCCACGUGACCUGCGCGUCUAUUCUUAGCGACGGCAGCACGGGCAGCCGCGAGAGGAGCUCGCCUGGCUCGCUCACUCGUCGUCCGGCGCGCGUCCGAUACAGGAGUCAAGACUCUCCUCUCUUCCUCUCGUUUUUUAACCCGUUAACUCUUCUCACACCAACACCCAACACACAAAAUGUCUGGUCUCGCGGAUCCCGUGGCGUUUGCCAAGGACUUCAUCGCUGGUGGUGUCGCCGCCGCAAUCUCCAAGACCGCUGUAGCGCCGAUCGAGCGUGUCAAAUUGUUGCUCCAGGUCCAGCACAUCUCCAAGCAGAUCGCCGAGGACAAGCGCUACAAGGGUAUGGUCGAUUGCUUCGUGCGAAUCCCAAAAGAGCAGGGUUUCCUCAGCUUCUGGCGUGGUAACUUCGCCAACGUCAUCCGUUACUUCCCCACACAGGCGUUGAACUUCGCCUUCAAAGACAAGUACAAGCAGGUCUUCUUGGGAGGUGUCGACAAGAACACCCAGUUCGGACGUUACUUCCUUGGUAACCUCGCCUCUGGUGGUGCCGCCGGAGCCACGUCUCUGUGCUUCGUCUACCCACUCGACUUCGCCAGAACCAGGUUGGCUGCCGAUGUCGGUAAAGCCGGUGGAGAGCGUGAGUUCACGGGUCUUGGCAACUGCUUGUCCAAGAUCUUCAAGGCUGACGGUCUUGGAGGACUGUACCGAGGAUUCGGUGUAUCCGUCCAGGGUAUCAUUAUCUACCGUGCCGCGUACUUCGGCUUCUACGACACCGCUCGUGGCAUGCUUCCCGACCCCAAGAAGACUCCAUUCCUCGUCUCCUGGGGUAUCGCGCAGUGCGUCACCACCGUCGCCGGUAUCGUCUCCUAUCCCUUCGACACCGUACGUAGGCGUAUGAUGAUGCAGUCCGGUCGUGCCAAGGCCGACAUCCUGUACAAGAGCACCGCUCACUGCUGGGCCACGAUCGCCAAGACCGAGGGUAGCGGCGCCUUCUUCAAGGGAGCCUUCUCCAACGUUCUCCGUGGUACUGGUGGUGCCCUCGUACUCGUACUCUACGACGAGAUCAAGAACCUUCUCUAAGCGACCACACCCACGCGAAACCACUAAAACAAAACCCCAUCGUCAGAAAUCAAACUAACCGACAGCAAAAGUAAUUCAGCAGCCAACAUCAGACUGUUUGUAAUGAUAUUAUAAUAUAUAGAGUCCACCGAAAGCCGACUAAAUGAACUAAGAUUUUUCGAAAGAUUAUUGAAAAAAAUUAACAACAACCACCAAACGGUCUUCACGUCAUUGCCACACAAGUCUCUAUUCAUAUAUAUUAUCCAUAUAUAAUUAUAUAUAUAUUGAACUCUCCGUUACGUGAAAACUGCCCCAUAUAACUCACCCACACUAUCAUCUCCGGUAAUAUGUAAUGUAUAAAACGCAAAAAAUUCACAAAAAAAAGAGAAAGAGGCAAAGUCUCGAGCACGCACACCGGGUGACGGGACUUGAUGUGUGCUCAAGAGACGAAGUAUAGAAAUUUUCAAAACAUUCACACAAGCACACUCGUCUCGACAAUUUCAUGAAUAACUCGCGAAGCACCUCAACGGGCAGCACGCGAGCGAGAUGUGACGUAAACAUUCGGUAGCCGCGGAAUCGUUAAAUAUAUAAAGAUAAAAAAUUCGUCUCAAACGACGGACAAAAAUUCGCUCUUAACUUAUUGCCGGAUUCAGUAUUCACCCAUUCUGCGCUACCAUUCGACUACAAUCAUUCUCCUCCUUGCCGACCGUUCGAGCAAACUAUUAAUUAAUUGAGAGAAAAAUUGUGAAAACCAAGACACACGUAAGACGUGCGCACGAUGCUAGGAUGAAUAUUUAAAUGUAAAAAAAAAACACGAAAUAACAAAAAAAAUGUAAAGAACCGCGAGAGGCGGGAGUGGCGAGCCGGAGGGACGCGUUUCAGUGACCCUCGUCGGGUGCCCUACGCAGCCUCUCGCGAAGGUACGCAAAGCGCGAGCAACAGUUGCGCGCCGCGCGCGCGACUCGAGCUCGCCCCUAGUUGAAUUUUAUGUUAUUUAAAUAAUACACAAGUAAAUAAAUAAUCGCCAGCACCUGUACGAGUCGGGAGGCUAUUUGUGAAAUUGAGCACUGUGACGUUAAUAAUGAUCAUUGUAAUGUGUACAUGGCAGCCGGUGCGGAGCAUCGCCGUAGAGCGCGAAGAACUUCGCUUAGGACGCGUCGAGGGCGCGACCCAACGCGAGGAUAUUCGCAAGUGCGAGGACGUUUCGUUCCGUCGCUCGGUUUACGGAAGAGACGCGAAACGCUGGAACGUUAUUGACAGCUCCGCGGAGUUUGUGCUAAAGACGUAAGGACGUUGUAAUAAUAACCACUGUAAAAUGCGAGCGAGAGAAAGAGUCGAAAGACGACUAGGACGCGCGACGAAAGAUCAUCUUUUUUUUGAAUAACGAACAACUAGAUGAAUUGUAACAACAAACUAAGAUUCAAACAAACAAAAUCAACGGAACGGCGAUGGCGGGGCGCGUAGACGUGGGCCGCCCCCCGCCCUUAAAACUUCUCUCGGCCCAUUGUAGAUAAUUAAAGAAAUAAAGAAAAAAACUUAACUUGAGUAAAGCAAUUUUUUUGUGAAACGAAGUGUCGAAACUACCCAAGAUGGAAAUCAACGGAAGCGCGAAUCAUUCGAAGGGAUUUAUUUAAUUUCGUAUCUGGUAACGCGGAGACGAUUCUACGUGUAACAUACGAAAACAGAAGCGUAAUACUCUGUGAAUAAUGUAUACAUCUAAUCUGUUCAUGUUAGGAUGUAUGCAGGGAGGACAGAUCAAUAAAAAUCGAAACAAAAAAUUGACCUGACUAAA
Molecule: messenger RNA, 3026 nt
Organism: Nasonia vitripennis (jewel wasp)
Lineage: Eukaryota; Metazoa; Arthropoda; Insecta; Hymenoptera; Pteromalidae
Gene: Ant
Product: ADP,ATP carrier protein 2
Exons: 4
Coding region: 353-1255 (300 amino acids)
Biological process (GO): mitochondrial ATP transmembrane transport; mitochondrial ADP transmembrane transport
Cellular component (GO): mitochondrial inner membrane
Molecular function (GO): ATP:ADP antiporter activity
Source: RefSeq, a predicted model, not a curated record